Plasmopara halstedii is the source of this 168-nucleotide messenger RNA. RefSeq lists its product as uncharacterized. The record is from RefSeq and is a predicted model, not a curated record. The transcript is spliced from 2 exons. NCBI's taxonomy places the organism in Eukaryota, Oomycota, Peronosporomycetes, Peronosporales, Peronosporaceae. Bases 1 to 168 code for a protein of 55 amino acids.
AUGCUGAUCUCAUCCAGGCAGUAUUCGAAUCUCACAAACUUCGAGAAUACUCUCUCCGGAGACAUCGUGGCGGAGUCAUCGUCGGAGAAGCGGUGGCUAUCUCCGACUUGCUCUCCGCACGACGAACCCAUCCAUGAACAACUUCCACAUCAGGAGGACGAAUAUUAG